Polypterus senegalus (gray bichir) is the source of this 3261-nucleotide messenger RNA. It is a transcript of the gene sack1fa, whose product is annotated as family with sequence similarity 83 member Fa. The coding region runs from base 46 to 1638 and encodes 530 amino acids. The transcript has 5 exons. The record is from RefSeq and is a predicted model, not a curated record. NCBI's taxonomy places the organism in Eukaryota, Metazoa, Chordata, Cladistia, Polypteriformes, Polypteridae.
UUCCUUACAGGACACUUUAUUUCCUUAAAGCUGCAGGGUUUUGUAAUGGCUCAGUCUCAAGUGGUGUGUUUGGAGGACAAUCAUGUCAACGAGAAAAUUCCCGAGACAAAACCCGAGUUUUACUACAGUGAGGAGCAACGGAUAGCCCUCGAUCAGCUGCUGCAACAUGGAGAAACGGGUUACCUGAACAGCACGAAACAAGACAAGAUCCGGCACUUUGUUUCAGCCAAGGAGAGAGAGAAAAUUCUUCAAACUUUCCAGAAAUAUGAUCUGGACAAGGAGGAAAGUCCGAUUCAAACGAAAGGCUCGAAGAAAGCCAAAAGUGAGUCGGAGGCGCACUCAACUUACUGGCCGGCGCAGUCCGACACAAAAAUACCUGAACUGGAUAUCGGCUGGCCAGAGGCGCUUUAUUACAAGGGGGCAACACGAGUGACAGUUCAUACCCACCCUCCUAAGGACGACGGGCCGCACAUCAAGCAAGUGGUCCGACAGAUGAUUCAGGGGGCACAGAAGGUGGUGGCCAUAGUAAUGGAUGAGUUUACAGAUAUUCACAUCCUGAAGGACCUUGUGGAUGCCAGUUCUAAAAGAAAAGUGCCAGUCUACAUCCUCCUUGACAUGGAAAAUGUCUCAUCUUUCAUCCAGACAUGUCGGCAACUUGAGCUGAGUGAACUACAACUGAGAAACAUCCGGGUCAGGAAAGUUGAAGGUUUUGGGAUGUACCUCUCCUGUGGGAAAGUGCCAGGAAAAAUAUCAAGCAAAUUCAUGCUGGUGGACUGUGACAAGGUCAUGACCGGAACAUACAGUUUCACAUGGAUGGCUUCUCGUAUUGACCGGAACGUCAUUACAGUUAUGAAUGGACAAAUUGCAGAUGUAUUUAACCGGGAUUUCCGGGAAUUGUAUGCUGUUUCAAAGACUGUGCACAUAUUUAAUGAAUUAGGAAUCCCUGUUCCACCCAAACCAGUAAAAACAGAGUCCAAGGCGGAUGUUAAGCCCAGCACAAAAGUCACAUCUCGUUUUGAGACAGCGGCAGCCAACAAUGGCUUUUUAAACAUUGCUGCCCCGGCAUACAAAUUUAACAACCCAAAGUACAACUUGGUCACUGGGAAUCCCUUACGCAACUCUUACCAGAAUCUGGCCAAAGUGGGAGGAUCGGUCGGAAAUGCUGACUCUCCUGGCAUCAUGCGCCGCUUCCUGCAAGACAGCAAAACAACUACUGCCAGUCUUUGUGACACAGACAUUAAGAAGAUUCCCGAAAUUGCACAGACUAGUGAGGCCGAGACCAAGAAGAAUUCUGCAAAUGUACCGCCCUCGCCAGCCACACCACGUCCAGAAACAGGAAGGAGGGACAGCUCAGUAAAGAAGAAGUCUUUCAUUCUUAAAAUAUUCAGCGGCAAACAAAGCACAAAGAACAACCAAAACACUCCCACCAUCAACAUCAGCCAGGCCAGUGGAAGCCAAAAAAGUCUUGAUGUGGUGAAGGAAGAGGUUCCAAAAUCAGAUGGCAAAGCGAAACCUGGAAAGACAUUAGAGGGCUCAGUGCAAACUUUGACCUCUUUGGUUGAAGAUGGAAAGGAAAGUCCAAGUCCAAGCAGAUCCAAGGACCACAAGAAGGGAAAGAAGGAUUGCAUCAUGUCUUGAGACAAGUGAAAAAAAAAGUAAUAAUAAUGGCAAAAAUGUAAAAAACAUGCAAGAAAAAAAUGAAGUGAUGUACUCAUGGUUUGGAAUGUCCCAGAAAACACAUUCAGCCGUUGCCAAUUCUUCAAGGAAAAGUAGAUUUUUUGGUCAUUUUUAAAAUGUGGUCAUUAAAUGUGGCCAGUUGUUUAUUACAUAUGAUGAAUAAGUGUGGUGGGAAGAGUUCAGUAUUCUUUUCUCAUAAAGAAAGCAAUUCAGUUGAAAUGAACAUUGCCACAAACAAACAGUCCAUUCCAGAGUGAUGGCAUUCUUGUGGCUGAGGUAAUGAAACUGAAGUAAUAAUGAGUUUUUAAAAAUAACCCCACUCUCCAAAGGACGAUCUUCUAAGACACCUGGAACUUCAGGAAGCUAACAUGGAAAAGCCGACCAGGUGUGGAAGAGUUAACUGACUGGAAUGACUUUGGGAAUGUUGGGAUUAUUCUAUGGCGCAUCAUUACCUGAUAGUGGGAUGAAACAUGUUGGGGUGAUGGGAUUAACUCUGUGUCAGUGUCAUACUUGAAGAAUAGCUUGUAAAUAGAAGAUUAGGAAAUCAAAAAUUCUGUUAGAACUUCGGCUGUUCUAAUCACUCUCUCUUUGUAAGAAUGAGGGUUAUGAGGUGACCCGCCAUACAUCUGUUACUAGUAUGGAAGGGCACGAUGGACUUCCCCAGAAGGUCUAACACUUCUAUCACGGUACCUCAAUUGAGAAAAAAAUGACAAAGGACAAUCAUUACUUUUGAUUCAAUGAUGAUCUUGCUCACUAUAUACACAACCAUAACUGAAUCGAAGAAUGGGGAGAAAUGUUUUCUUUCCUAGGUGGAAUUCUAUGGCCAUUUGAUUUUACGGGACAAUACAUUUCUAACCUUCAGGAUGAUUUCAGCCAUAGGAAUUGCAGUGUUAUAUGACGGUCUAAAUGCACUCUGAGGAUCACACCCUUACAAUUUUGGACACUUUACCCAUUCAAUCAGUGGUUCAGUUGUAAGUCAACCAAUCUGCAAUUCUAUUCUUGUGCAUUAAACACAAAUCUUUAGACUUGUAUUGCAAUCGUGUUUACAUUCAGUAAUUUUCCUAGUAAUAAUGGAUAAUAGAAGCUCCUUUUGCCUCUGGGAUAUUUCACAACGUUGGGCUCUAAGGGCUAUCAUGUUUAUUUUUUCAUGGCUUUAUGUGAACGACGGUACAUGUUCAUCUGAUGUCAUUGGAUUGUGAGACGGCGCUAAAGAAGACACAAUGCAUCAUAGCGGUGGACCUUUUAUGAACUGAUUUCAGUUUAACUGUGAAUCAUGACAGCCAACCAAGCAAAAUUCUAUGGACUCCCAUUUGUGGGCAACAAAGGGAAACUUCAGAAGGCUGGUAUAUUUCUAAGGGGUAGCUAAUGUUAUUUACAGACAUCUUUGAAGUCAGCAUUCCUGAAUGUGUCUCUCACAGGAAAACUGAGCGUCUAUCACCUUAGCGGAGUCAUUUUGCUAUAUAACAUUCUUAGGGCAUCUGAAAAUGCUUCAAGUGAAUAGAAGGUACUUGUCACAUCAGCAGGGAAAAAGGGGUCUGUAAAAAUCAAAGCAAGGGCAAAAAUAUGUAUGUAAAAAAUAUAAAU